GUUGCGUUUGUUUGUGAAUGAUUGAUACGAAGGUAUCUAAAAGAAAUAACAAGGGCAUAUUCUAGUUCCAUGACACUUGACCAUAAAACUAGGGCUCCAAAUAAUUAAUUAAUCGAAGUAGAGGGAAAUACCGCCAUCUUCAAGAUUCCUUCUUCUUCCUUCCUAUGCGAACAAACAAAUCAAAAACCUUUACGUUUUCUCUCCUUUUUCACGUUUUCGCAUCCUCAAUUCCCCAAAUUUCCAGUUGGAUCAACGGUUUCUGAUUUCAGUGGCGACUUCAUUUGUGUUGUAUCUAACAACAUGAGAUCGUUCGGUGAAAUGGCGACUUCAUCGUCGUCAUGGUUGUCUUCGGCUCACAAUUCAAUGGUAACAACACCGCCUAACACUUCUUACUCCUCUUCUCGACCUGUUUAUAUGAACUAUGCUCUCAUUUCUGCACUGGUUGCCUUCGCUCUUGCUCAAUCCAUUAAAGUCUUCACCACCUGGUAUAGGGAACACCGUUGGGAUCUUAAGCAACUUAUUGGAUCUGGUGGUAUGCCUUCAUCCCAUUCUGCAACAGUCACUGCUCUUGCCGUUGCUGUUGGGUUACAAGAUGGCAUUGGUGGUUCAUCGUUUGCAACUGCACUGAUAUUAGCUUGUAUAGUAAUGUAUGAUGCAACUGGUGUACGAUUGCAUGCUGGGCGUCAAGCAGAGGUUUUGAAUCAGAUCGUAUAUGAACUUCCUGCUGAACAUCCCUUGGCUGAGAGCAGACCCUUGCGUGAACUUCUUGGUCACACCCCUCCUCAGGUUAUUGCAGGAGGGUUGCUGGGUAUGAUGACAGCAGUGAUUGUGCACUUAAUUUAGGGGUGUUUGAAUUUGUGGUUAUUGUGAAUUGUAAUGCAUUGUUUUGAUGUAGAUUGAAUUUGUUGGUUGACACUAUGCACAUUAUAUAAUGGAGUAGAAGUAUUAUAAAUGUUGUUGGAAUGCAAAGCAAUUAGAUGCCAAUGUGUUUGCU
Cynara cardunculus var. scolymus (artichoke) is the source of this 994-nucleotide messenger RNA. RefSeq lists its product as uncharacterized. The record is from RefSeq and is a predicted model, not a curated record. NCBI's taxonomy places the organism in Eukaryota, Viridiplantae, Streptophyta, Magnoliopsida, Asterales, Asteraceae. The transcript is spliced from 5 exons. Bases 301 to 843 code for a protein of 180 amino acids.